Messenger RNA from Aspergillus uvarum CBS 121591, 3599 nucleotides. RefSeq names its product tRNA (34-2'-O)-methyltransferase regulator RTT10. The record is from RefSeq and is a predicted model, not a curated record. Lineage: Eukaryota; Fungi; Ascomycota; Eurotiomycetes; Eurotiales; Aspergillaceae. Gene Ontology annotation, biological process: tRNA methylation. The transcript is spliced from 3 exons. Gene Ontology annotation, molecular function: protein binding. Gene Ontology annotation, cellular component: cytoplasm. Bases 74 to 3511 code for a protein of 1145 amino acids.
CACCGCUUAAGGUAGAGGUCAGUGACAAGCCAUCUGGAACCAAGCGAACCAAUGUGUCGCGCUGGCAGCAUCAAUGACUUCCUCCCUCGAGCACAUUGACACAUGCGUCCCGGUAACCGCGCUGAAGGCGCUGGUCUUGAAAGAUGUUAAACUCCUUCUCCAGAGUCAAGGGACCCAUGUCCGGCUCCUUCAUGAAGAAAGCGGGCGUCUGCUCGCCGAACUGAAAGUGUUCAAACGAAACCAUGUGCACGGGAUCGUUGCGCUGGGCCACUCAGAACAAGAACCACAGGCGGACUUUGUUGCGUGGGGAGGGCAGUCCGUCCGAGCGUUCAGUCUACACAUUGACAGUCAGCAGCUGAGCGCAAGUGUACAAGCUGCGAGCCCAGAGUAUCUCGCGCCGGAUUGGAUCCUGGCUGGAUGUGCGCCUGAGACGGAUGGCGAAGUUGUAAAUGCUUAUAUGCUGACGGCUCACAAUGCGCUCUUGGGCGUGCAGCUUGUCAGGCAGGCCGGGGCUGACUAUGAGAAACGGAUUGAAAUCCGCCAACUUGUGGCUGGUGUGAAGUCCAUCCUUUAUUCGGCGAAUGUGCUUUCGCUGUCCGAAGCCCACAUCCUUGUUGCGGCUGGCACGGUUUUUGGCGAGAUUAUAGUCUGGUCGUGCUACUUGGCUGAGGACGAUUCGACCAGCGCAACCGGGUCGAUACAUCACUUUUUUACAGGCCAUGAGGGAUCGAUCUUUGGAGUCCAGAUUUCUCCUCUGAUUCCUUCUCUGCACGGGGGUCGUGAUGGACGACUCCUGGCUAGUUGCAGUGACGACAGAACUGUCAGGAUCUGGGACAUCUCCGAUUGCGAGCGUACUUCCCGUCACGACACUCCCGCCUAUUCGACCGAUGGGUUCGAGCUUCGCGGCACAGGAUUCGGCGCAGGAGCUGGUGACAAUGGGCUCGGGUCUGAGUCCAUUCUUGCGAGUGCGUUUGGCCACUUGGCCCGUAUCUGGGGGGUUCAUUUCCUGCCUGUCAAGCAAGGCCUUGGGAAAGUCAAUCUGCUUUCGCGUGGCGAAGAUGCUACGUGCUUGCUCUGGGACCUGACCUGGGACCCGUCUUCGACAGAAAAGCCUCAGUUUCAACUGGUGGAGACCAUGUCUGUGCGCAAACAUACGGGCAAGCACAUCUGGGCACUUGAGAUGCGUCAUACCGACACAGAAACGGUUGUUUAUACUGGUGGUGCUGAUGGCGCCGUGAAGAGCUUUACCAUCGAACUGCAUGGCGAUGGAGAUGUCAUUCUGCCCAAUCUCCGUAACCGCAUCGCAACCUCGGUAGAUGCUUCCAGUCCUGAACCUCGUAUUGAAACCUCGAUUAAAGGUUUUGGAUUCGUCUCGCAGGACUCGUUUGUCGCCACGACCGUGCGAGGUGAGGUUCAGAUCGGACGGAUAGGGACGGGGAGCUCGACUACACAGCACAUCCUCAAAGAGACUCUAACAGUUGAGGAAGACUUGCGCUCGUAUUCAGUCAUCACGGGCUUGCCACAGAAAGGCAUAGCUCUCCUGGGUAACGCCCGAGGCUUGAUACGACUAUAUGACCACAGUACCGGAUCACUCACCAAAGUGGUCGAUGCUGGCCAAAGGCCGGUGGGAUUGUACGCUCUCGAGUACCAAUCUAGCACGACCGAGAAAGCGGCAACUUUGUCGUUCGUUGCAGUCUAUCCGAAAGCCGAGAAGGCUGAUUUGUUCUUGGCUACGAUGGCAGACGGCGCAGAUCCAUGCGUGGAUAGAGUCAAGCUUGACCUGCCCCACGGUUUCGGUGUGUCGACUGCAGCCUUAAUUCAUGAUGACCAGUACCUCGCGCUGGGAUCCCUGACGGGCUCAUUUGCUGUUUAUCCCGUGGCAGUGUCAGAAAUCCUUAAGCCAGUCAUGCCUUCGUGCAAGGUACACGGACGCGAAGGACUCAGCUUCAUCACUUCAUUUGCAUCGCUCUACGGGGACAGAGGAUCCGACCUGCCAUAUUUCAUGACUUGUGGUCGGAAUGGAACAUAUAGCAUUCAUGAACUGGCCUUUUCCACAGGUCCGGACCCCUCGGUCUCCUUGAGAACGCUCCACUGUUCCUCUCUUGCGUUCAAUUGUGAGAUAGCAGGCGCUUAUAUCGACAACGUCUCCAAAGACUUGAUGUUCUAUGGGUUCCAGCCGAUGGACUUUGUGCUUUGGAACGAGUCCGCUCAGACAGAGGUCGCCAGACACAACUGUAACGGAGGCCGGCGAUCCUGGGCGUUUCAGCCCAGCCAAGAUGUUGCUUGGGCGGGAUCGUUCAUCUGGAUUCAGUCCGGGUUGACUGCCCUGUCGAUACAGCCAGACGCCAGUCGCACGUUGCGUUCCGGAAGCCAUGGUCGGGAAGUCAAGGACAUGUGUGCCACUCAGAACUCGGAUGGUCUAGGCCCCUUGUUUGCGACUGGCUCAGAAGACACCAACGUGCGGAUAUUCACACCUCAAGACCCGCAGGUAGAGCCCCGCUGGGGUGCAUUCAAAUGCCUCCGGCUGUUGCGGAUGCAUCAUACCGGAAUUCAAAGCGUGGACUGGUCCAAGGAUGGCAAAUUCCUCUUUACCAGCGGAGGCUAUGAGCAAUUUUUCGUCUGGCGGGCGUGCUCGAUCCCCCAAUUUGGUCUGGGAACCAUGCUGGCGGGAGAGUGUCCUAAGAGUGACCCCAACUCCGAUCUGCGGGUGACGAGCUUCGACACGUUGGAAGUGGACGAGAGAGAGGCGGAGAAUGGAUUCCUUCUUUGCCUGACAUACUCCAACUCCACCAUCAAGAUCUUCCAUUACUCGUCCGCCGACAAGGGCUGCUUCACCCUUCUCGCCAGUGGUACCUAUAUGAGCAACUGUCUCACCCAGGCUCGAUUCCUCCUGAACGGCUCUACCUUGAAUCUGAUCACGGCCGCGACGGACGGAUACUUCACCCUGUGGAACUUGACUUCCGUCCUCGAGCGAUUCUACACCAUCUCGUCGCCACUGAUCCCCAAGCAACCCAUCCGCGGAGCAUCGAUCGCGCCGGAGACGAUCUCCUGCGAGAACCGGUACCAGAUCCACUGGAACAGCAUCAAGGCGAUGGAUCUGGCCGACCUAUCGGUCACCUCGGCGCUGAUCGUCGCCGGUGGCGACGACAACGCCGUGACCGCGACUCUGCUGGACACCACCGCCGGCGCCAGCGACGCGACAUACACGGUGACCAUCCCCGACGCGCACGCAGCAUGCGUCACGACGGUCCGCAUCCUCAAGCACAUCCACGAUCAGGGAGUAAAGAGGUUCGUCGUUGCCUCCUCGGGCAACGAUCACCAAGUCAAGAUCUGGUGGAUCGACGUCGACCCCAGCCGGCACGGACGGGAGAGGCUCCAGAUCCGCCAAGCGGUGGAGCGGUACAGCUGCGUUGCGGACAUCUCGUCGUUGGAUAUCAUCCACGACGCGGCAUCGGGUGCGGGGAAGCUGGUUGUGUGUGGGGCGGGCAUGGAGAUGUUGGAUUUUCGGUGAUAGAAUUCCCUGCUAGCUCUUCACGGCAUUGCACAUAUACCUUGCGAUAGAUAGAAACCUAGACGCAUAGCAAAUUGUUUUCAACCCG